Molecule: messenger RNA, 2391 nt
Organism: Pungitius pungitius (ninespine stickleback)
Lineage: Eukaryota; Metazoa; Chordata; Actinopteri; Perciformes; Gasterosteidae
Exons: 4
Coding region: 1-684 (227 amino acids)
Biological process (GO): positive regulation of myeloid cell differentiation
Molecular function (GO): cytokine activity
Source: RefSeq, a predicted model, not a curated record
AUGAUCAUGGUGGUGGUUAUGAUGGUUGUGAUGAUGGUAGUGAUGAUGAUGAUGAUGAUGGUUGUCCCUCUAGUCUCCACUCUGCUGCACUGCUUCCUGUUGGCGGAUUUCCUCCAAUCAGCUCCAGUAGUCUCUCCCUCCGACCCUGACUUGCUCAGAGAGUCGGUUGAACAAGCAAAGACUCUGGUGGAUAAAAUUCUGAGAGACAUCUCCAUUGUGCACCACGCCACCGUCACGAUGGAGGGUUUGACCCUUGACUCUCCCCACCCAACUAACCUGGAGACGAUGGUGACAUCACUGGGGAUCCCCCCCGCCCCCAUCCUCAAACCACUGUCCGAGCACUUUACACUGGACGUCUGUGUGGGCCGCAUGUCAUCGGGCACCCGGCUGUACCAAAGGCUGCUGGGAGUUUUAUCUGAUCGAGCGAGCGGCCUGAGCGACCUGCAGGCCGACCUAAGGGACCUGCAGACACACGUCGCCAAGAUGAGAGAGGCAGCUCAGCUCAGGGACCCCGAGCUGGAUGAGAACCAGAACCUGGACCUGGCCUCCCGUCUCCAUGGUAACUACCAGGUGCAGAUUGCAACUCACCUGACGCUGACUGAUCUCCGCUCCUUCUGUCACGACCUGAUCCGCAGCCUGAGGGCCAUCGCUAUCUUCAAGCCUCGCCCUGCAGGUAUUGACUAAGCGUCGCCCACCACACAGGAACAAGGCACUGAAAGGAGACACGGCCAGAAUCCAAAGAAACCUCUGUGAAGGCUUGCAGUGCAUCAAGGAACAUUUUAUGAUGGAAGAGACAUUUUAUAGCAAGACGUGAUGAUGAUGAAGAAGACAAUGUCGAUGAUAAUGUUCUGGACUUUAUGGCUCCAUAAAUUCCAUCUCAACUUAUAUUAGUCCCAGAAAUGUACCCUCUGAGAGAUUCGUCUUUCUUCAGAGACCAUCUUUUAGAUUUCUGGAUGUUUAUUUUUACACUUUUAUUGUGGAAGAAUCCUCUGAACUUUGUGUGAACAAGGACAGGAAUGCAGAGAUGAAAAAACUGAUCUGAGGUCUGCAAGUCUGAACUCGUCCUGCUGUCUUCAACUCCUCGUUCAGAGGAACGACAGUUAUUGAUCAGUUGCUAAUCACUGAUCAAUCAGCAACAAAUCCAUUGGACCCAAAAAUCCAAAAGAACCCAAAGGUCAAAUUCCUGAAGUUCUCAGAGGACUCAACGCAGAUUACUGCAGACCUUCACAACCUGUUCAGACUCCUCCCCUGUGGGGGCGCUACAGAGCCCUAUAGGACGAAACCACCAAAAUAUCAGAUCUAUAUUUAUAUUGGUCAUAGUAUUAGAAAUGUUUAUCCUUCCAGUGUAUAAACAUCUUUUCUACUUUUUAUUUUGUCGUCAAAUAACAAUGAAACAGAUAAUUAACUAAUGAAUGAACCUUAAAAAUAGGCAAGACACAAUUAAGGACCAUUUAACUAAUCAAUAACUCAUAGAUCAUAAACCUUGAAUAAUGAAUAGAUGAUCAAUCAAUCUAUAACAAUCGUUAUUGAUAGCAUAAAAAGAUUCAAUAACUGUUGACAGAAUUUCAAAGCUUCUCCCUCUGUGAAUCACAUGCUUUUAUUGUGAAAAAAUCCCAGGUGCUCAGAGCUCUUUAUUCUAAAUGUUUUCUUGUGGCGGAAACUCGUUCCUUUGGGCCUUUCCUUUGGCUCCGGUUUAUGCUUCCUAUUGGUUUUAACCACGCAGGGAACAGAAGACCAGGAGCAAUUUGUUGAUCACUUGUAAUUUAUUGUAAUGAAAAACAUGAAAGAAAGAUAAGUUGCACCAUCAGGGAGUCACGGCCAAGAUCAAAGACCUUUUGCCUUCACGCCAACUUAUAAGAGCGUCCAUCUCACCUGUAGGGGGCACACUUUGCAAGAACAAAAAUUAGUUAUUUAAAUACAUGGACAUGAACUUAAAUGCGACUCCUACAUGAUUCUUUGUAUUUUUAUCAUUAUUAAAUUUAUAAUAUUGAUCAAAAUCAGAAACAUUUAUUCACCAAGUAGGUUGGCCAUAUGAGGAAUUUGUCAUGGUGGGUGGUGCAUACAUGGCAUUGAACAAAGUAAAAUAAUUUACAAUUAAAUUAACAAUGGAUCAUAAAAUACAAAUAAGGUGCACAGGAAAACAUAACAAUACACAGGUGUGUGAAGGUGAAAAUGACUAAUGUUUAUAUAUUUACUAAUCAUUUUUUAUUGUCAUUUAUAUUUAUUGAUCGUCAUUGAUAUUAUUAUUAUUCAAUAUUUAUUGUCAUUUUUUCAUAUUUCUUAUUUAUGUUGAAAUAUUUAUUUAACUUUUGAGUGUAUUUUGUUUAGAUGUUUGUCAGAAAUAUUGUAUGAUUUCCUAGCAGCGAUGAUGUCAUGUUGUGUGUGAAAGAU